CCCAUCCUAACGACAAUAACUCCUCUGCUUUAUUUAGCUUAUUUCCUGCCACAAGUAAAAGAAUCCCCAAGCCGUCAGAGAAGAAGAAGAAGAAGAAGAUAUGGGCAAAUUCUGUGCAGUGGUGGCCAUUGUUUUGGUUUUAGGGAUGAUGGGGCAUUCUGUUGCGCAGGCUCCAGCGGGCUCUCCGGCAAAAUCACCAGCGGCAACACCCACAAGGUCGCCGGUUCCAACCCCAGCGAAAACACCAACGCCAUCUGCAUCUCCAGCGCCCUCGCCUGUGGCUUCCUCCCCUGCACCUGCUUCGUCCCCUGCAGUUGCACCUUCUUCAAAAGCUUCUUCGGCCCCUUCUUCCCCAGCCGGAGCUCCCACAACAGAUUCUUUCUCCCCUGCCCCCUCUGUUCAAUCCCCAACCUCAUCUUUUGAUGGCACCACUCCCUCUGCCGCCUCUGCUACUUUCGUACAGAAAAUGGGUGUCUUUGGAGCUGCUUUGCUCGGAGGCGCCGCUUUCCUUGUGUAGUUAGACGGGUGCAUUGUGAUUGUUUCUGUUUGUAUUUCACACAUUCGCAGCUUUUUGCUGGGGAGACUUUCAUUCGUUUAUUUGUUCAGAGACAGGGCUUGUGGAGAAGAGUCUUUGUAAUUUAUAUAUAGCGUAGAAGAUUGUUGCUUUUUGUCAGUUCUUUUCUGUCACUUAUUCUAUUAUUGAGCCUGGUCAUCCAUCCACUGGCAUUUAUCCUUGUAUAAUCUAUACCCAUGUUUGGGACUCAAAUUCUUUAAUAAAAUGAUCUUGUACUUAAACCGGAAAA
Messenger RNA from Cryptomeria japonica (Japanese cedar), 803 nucleotides. RefSeq names its product classical arabinogalactan protein 9. Bases 101 to 517 code for a protein of 138 amino acids. The transcript has a single exon. Lineage: Eukaryota; Viridiplantae; Streptophyta; Pinopsida; Cupressales; Cupressaceae. The record is from RefSeq and is a predicted model, not a curated record.